Messenger RNA from Eimeria tenella, 1008 nucleotides. RefSeq names its product phospholipase C delta 1, putative. Gene Ontology annotation, molecular function: phosphatidylinositol-4,5-bisphosphate phospholipase C activity. The record is from RefSeq and is a predicted model, not a curated record. The transcript has 8 exons. The coding region runs from base 1 to 1008 and encodes 335 amino acids. Lineage: Eukaryota; Apicomplexa; Conoidasida; Eucoccidiorida; Eimeriidae. Gene Ontology annotation, biological process: phosphatidylinositol-mediated signaling; lipid metabolic process.
AUGAUGCGCGAGCUGCUGGUGCAGCCAGAUGUGCAGCUGUACUUUGACCUCUUCAAGGUCCCUAACGAAUCUUUCAUUUCUGAAGAAGGGUACGUUCGUUUUCUGAAGGAGGUGCAGGGUGUCGAUACACCCGAGGCGUUGGAAGAAGAACUGGAGUUUUUCAGAAAUGCAAAUGACUCCUACAAACAAACCAGACAGGGUUUGGGGGUGUGUCUGACGCUGCUGGGGUUUAACGCGCUGCUGUGUUCUGCUGCCAACCACCUCAUGAGUGUAAAAAGACAAAAAGUCCAUCAGCCACUUUCUUAUCCUCUUUCGGACUACUGGAUAAACUCUUCGCACAACACUUACCUCUGCGGCGACCAGGUGGUGGGGCGGAGCGCAGUGGGCCAGUACAUCGACUUGCUGCUGUCGGGCUGCCGCUGCGUCGAACUCGACUGCUGGAAUGGCCCCGAAGGCGAGCCCGUCCUCUUCCACGGCCUCGGCGGCUACCAGCUGUCCACGCGCAUUCCCUUCAGAGACGUCAUCAGGGCCUGCAAAGACUACGGAUUUCAGCGCUCGAAGCUGCCGAUAAUCCUGUCUUUGGAAAUGCACUGCACGACAAGUCAGAAGGCGAAAAUAACAGAAAUUAUAAAUGAAAUCCUCGGGGACUCUGUCUACAGAUGCAGCCCCACGACCCCGCUGCCGGCCCCUGGAAGUCUGUUGUGUUGCUUUCUAAUUGCUGCUGCUGCUGCUGCUGCUGCUGCUGCGGGGGGGGAGGACACUGCUGAGGGGAGCGCAGCAACAGCCACUGCAGCAGCAGCAGGCAGCAGCGCGGAAGGCGCCACUGACACAAAAGCGGAGAGGGCAGCAGCAAAACUCGAGAAACUGAAAGCGUUUCAAAGAAACAUUUGCUUAAGGGGACGGAAGCUCAAGGGCUUUGACCAACCGAGAAAUCGUGAGAAACGACUAAGGCAGCAGCAGCAGCAGCAGCAGCACAAUCAGCAGCAUAAUCAGCAGCAGCAGCAGUAG